ACAAUUGUGCUUCGUAAUUAAAUUACGAGUGGUGCAAGUGGUAGCCAGUGUUUUCCAAGGUUCUAUUGUUUGUGAAACAAAAUAAGUGCAUCAGUGACUAUUAGUGAUGUGGGGAACGAAUUCGUCGCGAGGAGAUGGUACAAAGAAACAUCUAUUCCACCCGGAUGCCGAAACCUAACCUAGCAGCUUAUUUGUACAAGAGAAAAGCAAAGAUGAGGCUUUAAAGGAACUGGCAGAAUCAACGAUAUUAUGGUUCCAGUCAAUUUCAAACUGUUUGAAAUAAGAAUGAAUCAAUCGUUCAAUAUCAACUGCAUUGAUGAGGAACGGGACUCCGUCGAAAAAGAAACAUAAUUAAACACAGAAGAAGUGUAACGCUCAACAGAUCCGGCCUCUAGACAUAGGCUCGGAAUUGAUAAGCAGAUGCAACUGUUAUUCACAGAGAAAGCGUUUAAGUUUACCGGCAGCCAGGACACGACCGUAUUAGGUUACCAAGUUAGCUAGAUCGGACCCACAUACAUUUGUGCGAUACAAUUGUCUUUCAACAGAAUGUACUACCUACCGGAGCUAGGGUUUUUUUUUGCGACCGAUCCUGAAAUCUAACGCAAAGCGAUGAAUGGUACUCAAGGUUAUGCACGAGAAAAUUUGCGAACUGAAAAUCAAGUGGAAGGCACAAGUUGAGCUUUAUUUUUAAUGCCAAAUUGUAUCAUCCGAUUUAAAUAUACCUUCCGUUCGUCAAAUCGUGCAGAAUAAGGCGGAAGAUGACCCGGAACAAAUUUGUUUGCGCCCUCCACGAUGCGCGCAACAAAAAACCAUUUCAAACAACACCAGCAGUGUGGUGUGUGUGGCCGGCGGGGUUUUGCAAACAGUGCUGUGCGCAACAACGGCACAAGGCUGAAGGAGGGCAGCACAAAAAAAAAGUGGCUGGGCUCCGUUGUCAAAAUCACAACACACACGGAAUUUGUCCGACCGCAAGGCGCCCCGGGACCUAGUGUGGCCGGCCGGUAAAGGUCUUCGCCGAUUAAACCAUUACCAUGCAUUUGUACGCAAGUGUGUCCGGUACGCGGGUAAGUGCUCUCGACGUCUCAAACGGUGGAACGAAAUAGAAGAGAAGAAAAAAAAAAAACGAUUAAACGAAAACGCUUGCCGUGAUGACAAUUCACUACGCACGCGAUAGUUGGGCAGCAAAUUGAUGGUGGAGUAGUACACGUGUUACACCCGUGUGUGUAUCGGUAGGUGUGAGCGGGUACCAUUUGGUCGCGCACAAUGUGUGCGCCCCGGGCUUGCUUGCCAGCGCGGGCAGAAUCCACUCGGACCUGCGGAUGACCGGACGCUCGGCAGUGUGUAUCCGGUGUUUGUGAUCGUGUCCGGCAUGUCCGCCCUCAGCAAGUACUUUGACCAGGCGAUCGUGGGAGCUACCUGCCGGGAGCUGCUGCAUCCGGCAUCGAGCUGCGGUCAGUUCGCCCGCCGCAACCUGCUCGGGACGGUCGGCUCGAACGUGCGCUUCUUCCUGCCCAUCUCGGUGCUGCGGUUACUACUGCUCGUAUACAAUCGGCGCGCCCUCAACCGGGCCAUCCUGGCACAGACCGGGCGCGAGUUCGGCGCCAUGAUGGUGAACGCGCUGCUGGUGGCCAACUGCUGGACCGGUAUGUUCUGCGUGCUGUCGCGAACCACCGGCCGAAUCCACGACAACUACUCCGUCUCGCUGGCACCCUUCCUGGGAGCGCUUGCCAUGUUUGUGAUGCCGGCGUAUGUACAGUCCACCCACGCCAAGGCCAUCUUCAUCGCGGAUCUGGAGUGUUGGAUAAAGUCCCGCGAGAACACCCUCAUCGAGUGGAUGCGAGACUCGCGAACCGUCGGCACCCUCUGCUUCAUGCUCGUCAGCGCAGGUAUUGCCCGGUACGGGCGGCAGAUUCGUCACCGUGCCGAGUUUUGGUUCUUCACACCGCUCCGGCCGCAGAAACCGGAGGACGUAAAGGCACCCAAAGUGUGUUACCACCGUGAAGGGUGCACCCGGUACGUCCUUACCGGGAUGCGUACCUUUUUCACGUUCGGUGCGAUACUGGAGUUGGCACGCCGACUGAUCGUGACCGUUGGGAAGCUGCACCAGACGACCGCGCUGGAACGGGUUCGCUCUCUGCUACGCCUACGCUACCGCUUGAUCCUAUUCCUAACGCUCUACAAUGGCAGCUUUCGGUUGGUGAAUUGCCUACUUGCUCGCCAGCGUAGUCGGGUGCGGGAGACGGACGAUAUGGUCGCCGGGUUCACCGCCGGGUUCUGGUAUUUCCUCUCGCCAAGCUACAACAUCUUCAACCUCGCCGUGAGCGCCCUGGCGCAGACGUACUGGAAUUUCCUGGUGGAGAAGCACGCCAGCGUGCCGGUCGUGCAGCGACUCGAUCGCGUGUCGUUCGCAUCGAUCGUUUGGGUUGCAUCGAUGUGCUACGUUACCUACUCCCGUGCCUACUACCCGUGGGCGAUGUCCAAGUUUGCCCACAAGUUUAUCGAUCUCUGCUCCAACUACGCUUCGCGAACGGCAUCGGAAAACUUUGCCCGUCGAUUCCUGGUAGCUAAUCAAGUGGAGUGA
Anopheles coustani is the source of this 2581-nucleotide messenger RNA. RefSeq lists its product as uncharacterized. The record is from RefSeq and is a predicted model, not a curated record. NCBI's taxonomy places the organism in Eukaryota, Metazoa, Arthropoda, Insecta, Diptera, Culicidae. Bases 1370 to 2581 code for a protein of 403 amino acids. The transcript is spliced from 8 exons.